Molecule: messenger RNA, 2123 nt
Organism: Hyla sarda
Lineage: Eukaryota; Metazoa; Chordata; Amphibia; Anura; Hylidae
Gene: MLF1
Product: myeloid leukemia factor 1
Exons: 7
Coding region: 112-864 (250 amino acids)
Biological process (GO): regulation of DNA-templated transcription
Cellular component (GO): cytoplasm; nucleus
Source: RefSeq, a predicted model, not a curated record
GCUUUGCUGCAGGUCACCUGACAUGCAGCUUUAUAUUAUUGUGUCACCGGCUUGUUCUCUCAGUUCAGAGCAGAGCUCAGCUGGACUCUGUUGCAGGGAUCCUGGGACACAAUGUUUGGAAGCCUUCUCAGAGACUUCGAGGAAGAUCCCUUUUUCUCGGAUCCAUUCACUGCACACCAAGAACAUGUGAGACAGAUGAUGAGAAGUUUCUCUGAUCCUUUUGGCCGGGAUCCCUUCUUCAGUAUCACAGAUGGCAGAUCUCAUGGCCGGAGAGGGCAGCAAGGUUCCCAGGUGGCUCUGAGAGAAGAUCACAGGGUCCCUGAUUUGAAGAAUGAAUUUCACUCCAUUGAUAAUAUGGUGGCAAACAUGAGGAACAGAAUGAUAGACAUGCACAGACAGUUUGAAGGACUUGCAGACAGACCCGACGUUCACUCAUUUAAGUCUUCCUCAGUAAUGACAUAUUCCAAGACUGGAGAUGAACCUCCUAAGAUUUUCCAUGCAACAAGUCAAACCCGUAAAGCUCCUGGUGGCAUAAAAGAAACAAAGAAAGCACUCAAAGACUCUGAAAGUGGAGUGGAACAGAUGAGCGUUGGCCAUCACAUCAAAGACCGUGCCCACAUUGUCAAGCAAAUGAAGAACAACAAGACUGGAGAUCAAGAACUCAACCAGGAAUUUUUAAACAUGGAUGAAACUGACGCACCAUUAUUUGACACUGAGUGGGAACGCGAGAUUUCGAAGUUCAAACCAUUUGAAAAAAAGCUCGCCCUAGAAGCUCCUAAACACCAAAGAGUUCAGUAUUCUACCAAAAUAGGACCCCCAGAUGUUCCAAGAAGGGAACGGUGCAUCUCAAAAAUGGUUAUCUAGAAGAUUGAAUAAAGCAUGUGACUUCAGUUAUAAGAACAUUUCAAGAUCAACCAGGAAAUUCUUGAAGGGACUUGCAAGGUGUAACGGGGUCUCUUAAAUAAAUAAGACAUGCACAUCCGAUUAGUUCUGCAUCUUAUUUGAAAGGUCAUUGAAUACUGACGGAGCCCGCUCUCCUGUGCCAGCUUAGUGUUGUGCAAAUCAACUCCAUGUAGGGCAGUUUCAGCACUUUGGCAACUUAAUACUUUUUACUGAGAUUGCACUUUACCAGGUUCAGUAAAGGUUAUAGACAGCCAAAACUAUAUUUUGUAAUUGUCCUAAAUCAUAUUUUCUAUUUUAUUAAGAAGGUCGCAUUGUCAUAUACUGUAAUUGUUACUGUACAUCAGAACUGUCUAAGCUUGUCCUGUACAGAGGUCAAUGUCUCUUUUGUUCACUAACUCUCCAUAUACUGUGAGAUGUAUAUUAUUGUUAUAUGAAUGUAAUAUAGCAUCCUCAUGCAAUGAAUGCUUGUUACAGGGCUGACUUUACAUCUCUUCAGUCUUUAUUAUAAUGUUUGAGAAAAUGUAUAUUCAUCAAAAUGACUUUUUCACUAUACUCAUAAAACACAGUGUAAAAAAAACCCUUAAACUGAAAUAAGAAAGUAAUUUUAUUGGUGACAAGAGCACAUGACAUUUUUAUUAGUUAGGGUCCAUGAGCUGGGACCUCUAUUGGAAAGGGGAGGGGGAUAGUCGUGACAUCACAGGGGGUGGAGUCGUGACAUCACGAUACUCCGGCCCCGUGGUCGCCACACGGCAGAUUCUGAGCUCGCAGCGCGGCGUGCAGCUCCCCGAGGUGGUUGGGUGCUGAAUGCAAGAUUGCGGAAGUCCCCAGCGGUGGGACCCCCGCGGUCAGACAUCUUAUCCCCUAUCCAUAAGAUGUCUUAGGGCCGGAGUACCCCUUUAACACAUUCUAGCCUCAUUUAAGCCAGUACUUUAUUAUAGAUAUUCAAAGAUGCAGAGAACUCAUAUGUAAAGGAUGAAAAACUAAGGUAGACAUAAGAGUGUCAGGUUGCAGUAUAUGAUGUGACUUUUCGAAUGUUUGAACUCCAGUGAUCAAGGCAUUUGUGUGUUUGGAUAUUGAACUGAACUAUUGCAAGUGGCAAAAAUAAUCUUAAAAGAAUAGUAAAAAAAAACGGAUGCAGCUCAAUUGAUACUAAAUGGCACUAGACUGUGAAAAUAAUAUACAUAAAUAGCUGGUUCACAGGGCCCUGGUGAAACCACCCC